UUCGUGCUCCUCCCAGCUCCGCUUCCUCGGAGCGGUCCGGCCGCGAGGGAGUCUUUGCUCAGCAGCAGAAGGAGGCGAUGGCUGCUACCAUGGCGGCGAAGAGGGGAGAAGGAGAGGAGCAGGAUUUUCAACAGGGGGCGGGCAAGGUAGAAGUGGGGUCGAUGGCUCCGUCCCCCAAUCAGAACGACAUGGCAGCGACCACGCCGAGGCAGGAUCGCGGGCAGGAUCAGACGCAGGUGCAGAGCCAUCAACAUCAGCAACAUCGCAAGGCGGUGCCGGUACUGUGAGCAGCAGCCUUCUCCGCGGGUACAUCGCCGAGACGCAGGUGCAGCUAGGGAUUGUUACGCUCGUUGCUAUGCUGGGCGAGGGAGUUGGAGCAGCGAAUUGGCAGAUUCAGCCGCCAUUCGACGUGGUGGUCACGCUCGACACAGCUGAUGGGGAGAGGGAGCAGCAAAGUCUGCGUAUGCCUUGCCAGCUCUGUCCAAACCAGAGCGGCGAUCUCAGCGUCUCCAUCCUCAACACGGUCAAGCUGCGCGCCGAGACUCGCACCGCUGCGCCCAGCACCCUGCCAAUUCCUACCUCGCACGCGUAUCUCUCCCACUCGCAUCUUUCCACUACUCUACCCCCCUCAUUAAACUGCAGCACCUGCCUCCAGCCUCUCCUCAUCCCCCCACCAUCCGCCAAGUUCAUAGCUAUGCCUUCCGAGCACUGGGAGGAGCUCAUCGACAGCUGGAUGUGCCAUGGUGAUCAGCGAUUGAACGUCAGCGUAACGCAAGGCCGAGAGGGGCUCGAAGAGGGACGAAGGAUUGCGGCGGGAGAGGGCAGAGUUGGGGAUGCAUGGGUGGCGUGGGACACCAGUGCCGUUCCCGACGGGGCGAUCAUUGACCUGCAAGAGGUGAGUAAAGGCGACAAGAGAUGUGGCAUGAUCCGUCGUAAACGUGCCUGGCAUGGAGUUAUGGACACAAAGAAGGUCGACGUCGACUCGGAUCGGGCUUCGGCCUGCCUCGAACCUAUCGACGGCCCAUAGAGAUUGCUUGCAGGAUAGGCUGGCGUCACCCGCUACUUUGCUGGCUCGUCUUGCGCGACAGCUUCCGCUGCUCGUGCGAGAAGCGUCAGCACGGUUGCGGGCUCUGGCUACCCUUCUCCUGCCUGGUA
Jaminaea rosea is the source of this 1155-nucleotide messenger RNA. RefSeq lists its product as hypothetical. The coding region runs from base 356 to 1027 and encodes 223 amino acids. The record is from RefSeq and is a predicted model, not a curated record. NCBI's taxonomy places the organism in Eukaryota, Fungi, Basidiomycota, Exobasidiomycetes, Microstromatales. The transcript has a single exon.